GAUAAGCAGUUUCUGAGGACUGAAGUACCUGCCCAGGGAACACCUGCUUGUGAGGCAUGGCUGACCUGGACCACAACCUGAGCCUGGCCGACGCGCUGACGGAGCCGCCCCACGACGUCGAGGACGAGGUCAAACGGGAUUUCAUCGCCACGCUGGAGGCCGAGAAAUUCGAUGACGUGGUUGGAGAGACGGUGGAUAAGACAGACUAUGUGCCACUGCUGGAUGAUGAGGAUGAUGCAAAGCCUGGGAGCCAGGAACCCAAAAGCAAAAGCCACGUGGAUGGGAUUCCCGUGGAACAUUCCUCAGCCUCUGGGCCGAUGGUGGUGGAGAACGGCGAGCACGGGCUGCAGGGUCACGGCACAGAAGCCUAGACUGUCUCCUAACACUGGGGCUGCCACUGACGCGAGACCAGUGUCCUUUUCUACCUGCCAUUCCACUUGUAAAACCUGCAGCAUUUUACAGAGCUCUUGCUUUACCUCCUUGGACUUGGCUGUAGAAGAAGCCAAAGGUGGCUCCAUCCUGCUCCUCCUCCCUGUGCUCUGCAGUGCUUGUUGAAACCUUCCUCUCUCUGUGUAAGCACCAAAGUGCGCCCUCCUUUUUCAACUGCACUAUGCCAACGGGUUUGAAAUCACCACCUCAGCUCCAUUUUUAGUUUGAUCACCUUUAAAUUUGAUUUCUCUCCGUUUUCAUGGUGCUCCAUAAGCAAUUUCCAUAAGUGGAUGGGUCCACCAUGACUUCAGCUCCCUUGCCCUUCUCCCCACGCUCACCACAGCCUUCUGGAGAGCCUGCCUUCAUCCUUGCUGCUUUGAAACCCUCUCACACCAGGUUCUGAUCUGUAACAGUGUUGUUUUCUUCCAAACCCCCGGCCUCAGAUCAUUUUAGCACUUUGCAGACUCCAGAAGCAGAUUAGGGAAAAGCAAAUUUCCUGAGGUACGGGUGGAUCUGCUCUGGUGUGUGAGGGGUGGAUUUUGGGGUCCAAGCACUUGUCAUAACUGGGAGUAUGAAAGAAAAAAGCCAGCCCCAAAUUCCUGCCUUAGGGGGUGGCUUUGCUGUCAUACUCCUUCCCAAAAACCUUAGAAGUAAGAAAGAAAAUGGCCUUUUAUUUUUAUUUUUUAUUAACUUCUGGCUUCCUGUGGGGAAUGACAGCCUUGGCUGGAAUUUUACCUGCCAUGAGAAAUAAUCUGUCCCUGCUAAAAGCGAGGGGAACAAAAGGACUGAGUUGUGAAAUUGUACUGAAAUAAUCCUGACAAUUUCCAGCAGCACCAGAAGGAGCCAGGCCUGUUUUAACCUACAGGAGUCCGGAGGGAUUCCCAGGGCUCCAGAGGUGCAGAGCUUCCCAAAGACAAAAGUGCUCAUUUUCCCAUCAACAGAUGGAACAAAACAUGAAAGGAGGAGAUGAUCAGAGAGACAAUGCUGUAUUUUACCUGAGACAGGCUCAGCUUUGGGAGGUGAGGGGCUGUUUUGGGCGAGGAGAAUUGUGCUCUGGAGUUCAGGGUGCUCGGCCUGCAGCACCUGAUGGAAAGGAUUUAGCUGAACCCAAACGUAAUCUGAGGCUGAACUACCCAAAACGAGCCUGCUGAGAGCUUCACUUGCCUAAAAAUGUGAUUUUCCUGCUGUGAGGGGAGUGCUGGGCAGGCACCCACUGCUGCGCUCGGUGUCCUCGGGAUAUCGCGCCCGUGCUGUGCCAGGGCCACCAGGGCUGUGCCAGAGCCACCAGGGCCGUGCCAGGGCCACGCCAGGGCCACACC
This is a messenger RNA of Cyanistes caeruleus (blue tit), 1748 nucleotides long. Lineage: Eukaryota; Metazoa; Chordata; Aves; Passeriformes; Paridae. The record is from RefSeq and is a predicted model, not a curated record.